Messenger RNA from Paramuricea clavata, 986 nucleotides. The record is from the annotation of a GenBank genome assembly. NCBI's taxonomy places the organism in Eukaryota, Metazoa, Cnidaria, Anthozoa, Malacalcyonacea, Plexauridae.
CCCUGUACUGUACGUAUGUUAACAUAUACAGUAAUUCGGUUUCUUGCCGUAAACAUAUAACAAAUAUUAAAUAUCUUUCUCUUAGCUGUGUCCUACUUCAAGUAUUCUAACUGGAGCAGUUCCUGAACCAAUUGAAAAACACCCUGCCAUAAAGUAAGUGCAAUCUGUGAAAUGAUCUUAGAAAGAUAAAUAGAUUUUGAAAGCCACUUGCUACGAGUGGAAUAAGCAUAGUCUGUCGAGAUAAGAUGGUCUGGAAUCCCGGCAAAGCCACAAAAUAGAAGAACUUUGUUUGAUGUUGAACUGUAACUCACCGUGCACAAAUCCUCUGUCUCAACUCCAUUAAAUACUAUUCAUAAAACAGCUUGGAGUAUUAAAAUGUUAUUUCUGUUUUUCUGUAGAUUCGCAGAAGAUGGUGUAAAUUUUUCAUUGAAUACAGACGACAUGUUGGUUUGUCGAACCAAUAUGAGAGCUGAAUUUGAUGUAGCUUUUAAUAAAAUGGAUUUCACCGCUGCAUUGUUGACCAAAGCAGUAAGUAAGCUUGACAGAGCUGAUAUAGCUAUCCAUUAUUAUAAAUAAAGUUAGUUUAGUUUAGGUUUCCUCCUGUAGUAACACUGGAUCAAUAAGAGAUGAUCCUUACUGGACCUCUAGGAAGAACAGUUUAGAUACUGAUACAGCUAUCCAGUAUAAAUAAAGUUAGUUUUAAUAGUUUUAUAGGUUUCCUCCUGUAGUAACACUGGAUCAAUAAGAGAUGAUCCUUACUGGGCCUCUAGAGAGAACAGUUUAGAACUGACAGAGCUAUCCACUAUAAAUAAAUUUAUUUAUCAAAUGAAAACCACAUUUUAUUUUUCCAGACGUUCAAUGCCGCAAGGUCAUGCUUUUUACCGCCGGACGAGAAACAAGAAUUAAUCGAAAAAUUGAAAGUUAUCCAUGGAGUUACACCAAACAAAGAAACUCUAAAUUAUCCAAGUCAGAAGCCCGUCGUAUGA